GGCCCGAGCUCGUUUACGCCCAAAGUAUCGGCUCGUUCAGUGAUAACUCUCGCUUAAACGUGUCGACACGCAAACUGUCACUCGUGCUAUUUAAUUAUUUGUCGUAGCGUGAUACGGUGGCGAACUUGGCUUAAGAAAUAACAAUGCCUGGUUACAGAUGGACGAGAUGGCCGGCGCCUUACGCCGAUUCUCGCAUGUUGAUCUCAAUCGGCAGGGAUAUGGACGGUACGAAUCUCGUGGUAGGGCGCGCCAUGCACCACGGUGAUAUGCUACCGGCGAAAGCAAAGCCGGAUCAUGGCGUUGCUUACGUAUGCUAUGGAGGUGUCGAGCAUACGAAACACGACUUUGAGGUGCUGAUGCCUGCCCAUUUCAAUUGGAUUCGAACAGGUCACGGUCACGUACCGGAACACGCGGUAGAGGCUGGGAAGACCGCGAGCGGGGAGAUGCUUUACGUCGGCCGUACUUACCACAAUGGUAUACCGUGCGUUGGAAAGAUACAGAGAAGUCAUGGUUGUAUGUACAUCCCGUUUGAUGGGAAGGAAAUACCGUACAGGGAGUACGAAGUCUUGGUACAAUGUUAAAAUCUUAUCUGCGAUCGCGUUUAGAAAUAUAUCGCGAUGACGUAAUUUUGCUUAAAACUAUUGAAACUUUUAAAAAAAUUAUGAAAGAAUGAAGUAUCUAUUAAUUGCGAAAAAGAGAUCCGGUCUGUAAAAAUUUCAAAGGGGCUUUUUACAUUAUAUUUAGAAAAAAAGCGUACAAUUGAAACAUUUUAUUCACAAUAUGUACAUUUUUUAUUCAUUUAUACGCGCGUGUGUAAUAUAUACUUUUUGGAAACGAGAUAUUAACAAACAAUUACGCGAGCAGCGAAUCUUAAAUUGUAUCGUCGCGUCAAUUUAUGGGGGCUUCCGUGAGUUGAAGUUGGAUUAAAAUUUUACAAAGUUGAGACGAAAAUUGCGUUCUUAUCUACUCUCGUUUAACUUCUAUUAGUAUGCAGAGAAAAGUAAUUUAUCGAGCUUUAAAUUAAUGCGGAAGAAAAGCGCAUAACAAAACGUCGUCAUGCGACCAGUAAUAACAUCGCAUCCCUUUUUGUAAUCUGGAUAAUUACGGUGCAUUAUAUACGCCCCACGAUUCUCGUUGUUACUCGAUUUUUUUUCAAUUUUUUUUUUUUUUUUGCGUCGAUGAAAAAUCAUGGACAACGAAUGAUUCAGCAAUACAGAGAAAUAUGAAUCAGAAAAAUAUCGUCAACUUCUUCGAAUUUUAUAAGAGGCUGUUUGUCAUUUUGCACGAAUGUGUUUGCGUCCCACAAUUUUCAAGAUAUGAGAUAUAAUAAUGAGAUAUAAUAAACAUUAUGAUGUCAACGCCAAUUUAUUUUAUCUAUAGAUAAGACAUUGAUAAUUAAAAACUUGAACAAAAAAAAAGAGAGAAACGAGUAUCUUAGAAAGAGAAUUAUAUAAUUCAAAGAAUUAUUUAUUACAAUGCCAUAAUUGUAAUUACAAAACAAAAUAAAAUAAAACAAAAUAAAAAGGUA
Cataglyphis hispanica is the source of this 1528-nucleotide messenger RNA. RefSeq lists its product as uncharacterized. Lineage: Eukaryota; Metazoa; Arthropoda; Insecta; Hymenoptera; Formicidae. The coding region runs from base 144 to 581 and encodes 145 amino acids. The record is from RefSeq and is a predicted model, not a curated record. The transcript has 4 exons.